AUGCUGCUUAAAGAGACCGUUUUGAAGAAUAAAUUUGACGUUUUCACUAUAUCCGAAACUUGGUUAAACAACUCUGUGACCAACUUGGAGCUUGAAAUCCCUGGAUACGAAAUAUUUCGUGCUGAUAGAAACAACAAAGACGGCGGUGGAGUUUGUGUUUAUGUUUUGAACACUUAUAAAACCGAGUUGCUCCGAGAUAUUUCAAGUAUCUCAGGCAGUGGAUUGCAUCAACUUUGGAUAAAGGUUCAAGUCAGAAAUUUAAAGUCUAUCGUAAUUUGCACUAUAUAUAAACCCCCUGAUGUUCAUGCAAACUGUUUUGAUACUGACCUGACUCCGAAUUUCAUUACAGCCUCCCUAUUGGGUAAACCUAUCUACAUCCUUGGUGACGCAAAUUGUAACAUGCUUAAACCGGACAGCCAGAAUUCGUCUGUAUUUAUUAACUUCUGCAGUUGUUUUAACCUGACUCAGAUAAUUAAAUCUCCAACCCGUGUAACUCCAAACUCAGAGUCGUUAAUAGAUGUUAUUCUAGCAACAAACCCCAACCAAGUUCUUGAAACUAAGGUGUUGUUGCAUUGCUCCAUAAGCGACCAUGAUCUAGUUUACGCAGUCCUAAGAUUGAAGAAAGAGUGCCCUAAGCCAGUACAUAUCACAACAAGGAGCUUCAAAAGCUACAACGCGAGUGAAUUUUGCGCUGAUAUAUUACAAGCACCAUGGUCUAUCACAGACGUUUUCGAUGAUGCCGAAGAUAAAUUGUAUGCUUUCAACUCUUUGUUUAAUGAUAUUCUAGAUAAACAUGCCCCAGUGAAAACUAUAAAACUUAAAGGAAAACCGAAUUGUUGCAUAACAGAAGAAAUCAGAGAACUCAUGAAAACCAGGGAUGAGUGGAAGAAAACGGCAAGGAAAACAAACGACCCUUUUGCAUGGUCGGCCUUUAAAAAUUUCAGGCGAGAAGUAAAGCGACGUAUAAGAUUUUCGGAGAGAGAAUAUGUAAGAGAACAGAUUAAAAGUAAUAGAAACAACACCAACUCCAUAUGGAAAUCUAUACGAUCGUGUAUACCAAAAAAAUCAGCCACUCAUAAAGUCUAUAGUAAGGAUCAUAAAACUGUUGCUGAUGAAUUUAAUGAAUUCUUUGCCAGUAUUGGUCAAAAUACGGUUAAAAAAAUUGAAAAAAUGGCCGCUGAUGAAAAUUAUGACCUAAAUGAAAACCCUUUUAAACCAAGACAUUAUUUACCAUCUGAACAAUUUUCCUUUACCGCUGUUGAACGUGAAGAAGUUGAAUCUAUUGUUAUGUCUAUGGCACCAAACAAAGCUCCUGCGAACGAUAAAGUUCCGAUACAUGUAAUCAAAACUUGCUUGACUGUAAUUUCACCUACCAUCACUUCAAUUAUCAAUGCUUCACUAUUAACCUCUAGUUUUCCGAGCGUAUGGAAAAACGCUGAAGUUGUUCCUAUCCACAAGGGUGGUGAUCAUGAGAUCGCAAAUAAUAAUAGACCUAUAUCGUUAUUGCCAGUGCUAUCAAAGAUCUGCGAACGAGCAGCUUAUAAUCAGUUUUCGACCUACCUUCUCUUGAAUGAUCGUUUAUCGUCUAAACAAAGUGGAAACAAGCAUCUACACUCAACAGAAACCUCGGUAAUUCAGACUACAGACAUGAUCCUGAAUGCCAUUGACAAGAAACAGCUAACUGCGAUUGUAUUACUCGACAUGAGCAAAGCAUUCGAUAGCAUAGAUACCACGACUUUGAUUACUAAGUUAGAAGAUGUUGGCGCGUCUUGUCAGGCGAUUCAAUGGUUCCAAAGCUACCUAACAUCCAGGUAUCAAGUAGUAAGAAUACAAACAACCUUAUCCGAGCCUUUAGAGGUAAAGAGUGGAGUACCUCAGGGAAGUAUACUUGGGCCACUUCUGUUUAGUAUUUAUGUGAACGAUUUGCCAUCAGAUCCACAACAAUGCUCUCUCUAUUCCUAUGUCGAUGACACAAAACUCCUAAUGUCGUUUUCUCUGCAACACCAACAAAGAGCUGUCUCAGAAAUAAAUCAAGAUCUCUUGAGAAUACGUAAUUGGUGUUUUGAUAACAAGUUACUGUUAAACCCAGGAAAAACUAAGGCCAUGAUAUGCGGUAGCAGACAGAUGAGAGCAAAACUUCCUAAUUUUCGCCUCUCACUUCUCGGUAAAGAAAUCAUUGUAACAAGCGCCAAAGAUCUCGGCGUAAUCUUGGACUCUGGUAUGACGUUCGACAGCCAUGUACAAGCCACUAUCUCCUCAUGUAUGUCUCGUUUAGGUCAAAUAAACCGUGUGAAACAUUGCUUUGACAAACACACAUUAACAAUUAUUAUUAACUCUCUAGUUUUUUCAAAAUUAUAUUAUUGCUCUACAGUCUGGAGCAACACUUCUCAAACAAAUUUAAAUAAGGUACAGGUAGUGCAGAACUUUGCAUGUCGAAUAGUUAGCGGAGUUGGCAAAUACGAUCAUGUCACACCAAUCCUGCAAGAACUAAAGUGGCUUCCUGUUCGACAGUAUUUAUAUUUUCGUGAUGCAGUCAUGGCAUUUAAAUGCAUGACAGGAAACGCACCUGCAUACCUAACUGAACAGUUUGUGAGACGAGGUGACAUUUCAUCUCGCGUUACUAGGAACUCGAGCAUGAUUGAAACUCCUUUACACAGAACAGCAACCGGGCAACGAUCUUUCAAAUUCAGAAUGGCCACAAUUUGGAAUUCCUUAAAACCAGAACUUAGGGCCUGCGAAACAACGAAAGACUCUAAACAUAUUUUAAAACAGAGACUUGUAGAAACAUUUAAAUUUAGGACCAAUCUUAAGACAUUUUGA
Messenger RNA from Paramuricea clavata, 2820 nucleotides. The record is from the annotation of a GenBank genome assembly. NCBI's taxonomy places the organism in Eukaryota, Metazoa, Cnidaria, Anthozoa, Malacalcyonacea, Plexauridae.